AGGGAGACAAACCAGGCCUAACAAGAGCCCAGCCUGGUGGACCGUAGCGCGGUGGAGCUCAUUUCUAACAUAUUUAUAUGCAUUGGAGUGUUGGUGUUUUUUAAUCCGUGAAAUUAUACUAUGGAUAAUUUGGUAUUCAAAUGGAUACAAUUUCACACAACUUGUCACUAAUAAAUAGAUCUAGUAAGUUAUAGGUUUAGUUUGUGAAAUGGGGAAUAUCUAUUAAAUUUGACAAUUUUCACCACGUCGCUUAAAAUAACUUAUCUUUAGUUGUAGGUCACUUCUAAGGUUCAGAAGAAGUCAAGCUUGUUCCAAAACCCAACGACGAUAGAAUGCAUGAGAUUCAACUGAUGCGGACAGACACAAAUGAUUGUUCCAUUCCUUGGUAUUCUUCACAUGCAAUAGUUUUAACCCGUCGUCGUUGAAGAGAGACGUCGGAAAAAAGAAAGAAACGGCCCUCGAAUGGCCAGGCAUGAUGCGGGCCAAACGAUAUAUAACACUGUUGAAGAGCAGCUUCUUUUGGUGGGAAAUCACAAUGGAACAUAUUCGAUACCAUCAAGUCAUGGAACUAAUAUUAUGGAACACAAUAGUUCCACCACGGACGAUUACGACUAUGAGCAAAACGAUUUUGGUUUGGACGAAGUGCCACUUGACGAACUGGUUCCGGUGGCCGUUGUGUACGGACUAACACUUCUGUUGGGAGUCAUCGGGAAUUCCUUGGUCAUUGUCUCGGUGACUCGUUAUCAGCGCAUGCGCAGCAUUACCAACAUUUUCCUGUUGAGUUUGGCGUCUGCUGACCUCCUUCUGGUCUGCAUCUGCAUACCAGUCAAGUUUGCUGGCUUUGCUACCUACACUUGGGCCUUCGGUGAGCUCCUCUGCAAAGGUGUACACUACCUUCAGAAUGUUUCAUCUGUUUGUUCUGUUCUGACCUUGACAGCCAUGAGCAUGGAAAGGUAUUACGCUAUCAGGCACCCAAUGAGAGCCAAGUAUAUGUGUACCCCUGGACGUGCGUGGCGUGUCACCUGUGUUCUUUGGACAAUGUCCAUCAUCUUGGCCUUGCCAAUUAUAUUCCAAAAGGUUCACAAGGAGGUCGGGAAAAAUGUCAAGGCUUACUGGUGCGUCAACAACUGGGACGCUGUCCUGUACAGCCGGCUGUACGAGAUCUACAUGCUGUUCCUAAUGUUAAUUCUGCCUUUACUCAUCAUGACAUUCGCCUACGUCAGCAUUAUACGUGAACUCUGGACCAUGGCCAGUCUCAGGUCAAGCAUGACCAGCCGAAGUUACAUUGUGAAAAGAAAUAGCCAAAAUAAUACUACCAAUGGUCAGUGUAGCGGAGUGACCAAUGGGUCCAAUACAGCUUGGUCUGCUGCUAGAGGUGUUGGUGGUGGCAGUGCCAGAUUCGCUUUCAGAACAAAAAACUCUACCGGGGCCACUUGUCAUUCAACAGGUGCCUCGUGCCACUCCACACCUGGUUCCAGCCCUGGCAGACACAGCGAAAGGUCGCCGGUAAUACGCGCUCAGCCCAGGGAAGGAGAUGACGACAAAACAAAGAAACAGGUGAUCAAAAUGCUGGUGGCAGUGAUCGUCGUGUUUAUCGUCUGCUGGGCUCCCAUCCUGAUCAGCCAAGCACUGACCGCCUUUGACGUGAUCAACAAUCUGAACUACGGCUUCCUGAAGCCCAUGCGGCAGGUGUUUUACCUGAUGGCCUACGCCAACUCCUGCAUCAACCCUCUCAUCUACGGGUUCAUGUCCAAGCACUUCCGGAGCACCUUUUACCACGCGCUCUGCACCUGCUGGAAAUCUCCUCACAGUCUGAGGUCCCGUGUGCUGCACCGGCAGACGUCAUGGCAGAGCCGGUCAACUCACAUUCGGGAGCUCGGUGACCUUGAACUUACUUCGGUCGAGGUCGGCGGCUGUGGCUCGUGCACUCCCAGCAACGUGUGAAAACACAGCACGUGCGACUUGCCACGUGACACAGUAUGGGAGUCUUUAUUUACUACAUAACCCCACAGGAGCGUCUUGCUACAGGACACAGUAUGGUAGUCUUUAUUUGCUACAUAAACAUAAACAUAACAGAAACUCCUGUACGAAGUGUGUCCUUUAAUUCUGUAUGGCCUACACAGAUAUAAUGAACACAAGUGAACACCUAAGAUGGAAAUGUUCCAAAUAUGACUUAGUCCAGCAGCCUGUGGAGACAAAUGUUUUGUAGAAACUUAAUUUAGUCCCAAUUCAUUGGAUUUGGUUUUACUUUUAAUGGAUAGUAGAAGUAGGCCAUUAAUGAAAUGAUGUCAAAGUUGAACAAGUUCAAUAUAAAACUUACUUUUGUUUUAGGUCCUCGCUUAGAUUGAGUGAAAUCGCAUCAAUUAUCAGGAAACGAUUCUCUAGGAAAAGGUUUCUGUGCUGUAUUUUCAAAAGCAAUUUUUUAACAAAUCUGCUCGAGUCAGAUUCGUACUCAACGGGCUUUGCCACUGAGCUAUUCAUAUAAAAAUUGCAGGUUUUGUUAGUUAUUAGUUAGUUUUAAAUUUUUAACGAACGACCUAAUUCUCUACAUAAAUGCGAUUAUUUUCAUGGGUCGCCAGUCAUUGAAUUAGUACAUUUUCCAUAUACAACCUGAUUACUUAAUAACGACUAAUUGAUGAACUAAUUGGUUAAAUUCCUGAUUGAUUUCUGUGUUGACAUUGGCAGUAAAUAGUGAGAAGAAGUAAUGUAUAGCAGCUUGUGACCAGACAGACGGAGUGACUUGAUAUAGGGUCGAGAAACGUUGUGAGAAAUUCUGAUAGCUGCUGAAUGAUCAGAGCAGGGCCAGUUUUAGGCAUAGACAAACUAGGCAGCCGCCUAGGGACUCCAAAUGGUCAGGACAUUGCACUGAACUAAAAAUAAAUUACAGAAAACAUUUCGAAACUUCGAUCAGAUCUCAAACAUAAAAUUCUAACGCUGUCUCUACUAGGAGAUAUGACUUUCAGUAUUUGUCGAUGUAGAUAUAGAUGGUCAGGUUUUUAAUAACUUGAGUAAUUUUUUUUCACUGUGUCUUUUUAUUCUUUUAAAUUUUAUGUGGCGGGCCACCUAAUUCACUUUGCCUCGGGCCUCCAAUAAUCCAAGGACCGCCAUGCUCAUAGAGAUGUAGUCUCAAGCUUUUUAGAAAACUGAACUCCAUUUUAUGAUUGAAUACAUUUUUGACUAGAGUUAUUGCCAUCAAAUAUAUUGCUGUAUUUUUUUUAUGUUCUUUGAUUUUGAAACAAAACAUUAAACUUGACUGAGAAACGUU
Messenger RNA from Biomphalaria glabrata, 3265 nucleotides. Its product is annotated as somatostatin receptor type 2-like. Gene Ontology annotation, molecular function: neuropeptide Y receptor activity. Bases 463 to 1944 code for a protein of 493 amino acids. The record is from RefSeq and is a predicted model, not a curated record. The transcript has 9 exons. Gene Ontology annotation, cellular component: plasma membrane. Gene Ontology annotation, biological process: G protein-coupled receptor signaling pathway. Lineage: Eukaryota; Metazoa; Mollusca; Gastropoda; Planorbidae.